Molecule: messenger RNA, 919 nt
Organism: Perca flavescens (yellow perch)
Lineage: Eukaryota; Metazoa; Chordata; Actinopteri; Perciformes; Percidae
Product: B-cell receptor CD22-like
Exons: 7
Coding region: 1-633 (210 amino acids)
Source: RefSeq, a predicted model, not a curated record
AUGGAUGGAGAAACAUCUUCUUCUCUCAGAGUCUCUGUUGAAGAUAACAACAGCUAUUCCUGUGCUGUUACAGGAUAUGAAGAUUACCACUCUCCUCCAGUGUAUGGUCCAAAGCUUCCCUCUGUGUCAGUGAGUCCCUCUGCUGAGAUAGUGGAGGGCAGUUCAGUGACUCUGACCUGUAGCAGUGAUGCUAACCCAGCAGCUAACUACACCUGGUACAAGGAGAAUGAAGACUCACCAAAAGCAUCAGGACAGAUCUUCAACAUCACUGAUGUUAGACCUGAACACAGUGGGAAUUAUUACUGUGAAGCCCAGAACAGCAGAGGACGUCAGAACUCCACCUUACAUCUGAUUGUUGGAGCAGGGAAUUCAACAACAAUAAUGCAUAUCAUCUGGCCAACUGUGGUGGUCCUGAUACUGAUUCCUCUGCUGCUCCUGGGUCUGUGGGCGAGUUGGACUCAAUUCAGGAAGAAGAAAACUCUGAGCUCCACCACUAAACCACAUGAGCCUGUAGAGCUAGAGUUAGAUUCUUGUCCUGACUAUGAGAACAUCUCACACACUGCAGCAAAGACAGAAGACCCAGAGGAGCAGGAAGACCUGUCAGACUCUUGUCCUGUGUAUGGGAACAUCUGAGAAGAUGAGAUAUGAGAAAUAUCCCGGUGGAGAGCGAGGCUGUGGAGGAUGCGGGGGAAGUGGAUACAUUUACCUUCAACUCCAGAAGAUUUUAUUGUCAAUUUUCAGUAGCAGCAGCAGAUAGGAGUCAGCAGCAGCAUGUAGCAGAACGUUUAGAAGAAUGUGGUGAUGGCAGCUUGAUCUGAAUCAUGUCGAGACCUCAAACAUCAUUUAUUGUUCAGAUCAUGUGAUGGUCAGGUGCUGUGUGACUUACUGAUGUAUAUGCAAGCUUAUUUUUUUCCUGUAG